GCUUUGCACAAAUGUUAUAUUCUCUCAAUAAUAUGCCUCAAAAGACCUGGGCUCUGUUUUGGCGUGGGUCGCUUUGUAAGAAAAACAUUUUGAUAUCGAUCGACCAGUACUAGAACGAACGUCACUCGCCUAAUUGUGCCAAUACCAUAUGUGGAAAGUGUAGAAUUAAGCAUCACACCUUCAAAAAAUUAUGCAGCACGUAGUAAUUGACUAAACCAUGUUUAUAUAAAUUGUAUGCGGUUUGUUUACGUGUUCAUUGCAAAUGAUUGUGUCCCCGCCUCUAUUGUAUCAUAGAUCAUAUUGUGCAAAAUUUGCUUUUAUUGAUAUGCCGCUUCACAGCAGAAGACGAAGAGUCGCUCCUCUUUUUGUCGUCACAAGAGGAAUUCACAGCGUAGCUGAUUUGGAUAGCAGCAUUGAAGACAGAUUUCAGAAUGAAGAUUACGUUCGCGCCGAUCAUGAUUAUACAGAUGGAAGCAAGAAAGACGAUGAACGGCUGCACUUUGUUAAGAAAAUUCAAGAAGGAUCAUUUGGGUGUCGGGAGAAAUGGGUGGCGUUUGAUAAAAAACAACGACGUAAAGUCAUCCUAGAAAAACUAGAAAAGACUGAGCUUACGACUGCAAGAUCCUGCAGGAUAAAAUCAGAGGAUUUUAGAGAAGCUAUUCUUCAUAGAUGCGCAAGAAAACAUCCAGGGAUUAUUUACUUCAAUGGACUGGUGAAAGACAACCUUUCUCAUAUAUACUUAUCAGUAGAGUACCUUCAAGUAAAAUCUCUUGAAACGUUGAUGAAAUCUAAUGUUGACGAUGGUUUUCGAGUCAACUUUGUCCAAAAAGUGUUUGAGCAACUAGGUGGCGCCAUAGAGCAUCUGCACUGGCUUCAAAUUGUUCACUGUGCUAUUGUCCCAAGCAAUGUUUCAAUCUAUUGUAACUAUACCAUCAAUGAAAAGGAAUCUGAUCGAGAUAAUAACAUUUUAAGGUCCGACUUAUCAGGCCUAAGAGUUAAACUCGGUAACUUCAAACUCUCUCGAACAGUGGGCGACAAAACAAGUUUUUUUCGGGAUAAUUCUUCAAAAUAUGAACAUUUUUGGUUGUUUUCUUCAACCGAAAAUACUUCAAAAGAAAUGGGAAAAAUUUCAGUAGCAUUGGUAUCCCCUUCAGAUACGACAUGUGCCCACAAAAUGCUUCUACUGGAUGACACAGCGAAGCCAAGUUUCGACGUUUGGUGCUUCGGUGCUAUGUUGUUUCUGUGUCUCACCGGCCUGUUUCACUGGAAUUGUCAAUGCAACAAUGCUGUAAUUCGGUCUGAAAACACCAAGAACAGAAAAAAUAUAGAACUACAAAAUUCACAAUAUUUAUGCACAAAGCAUGAGUAUCUCAAAUCGUCGCGGCACGUGGGAAGGCAAUUUGACAAAACCAGGAACGGACGUGGUGCCUGGAAAUCGUUAACGUCACCUUUCUCGAAGCUAAUGGAAACAAUUUUGUCACCUAUGCCUGAUGACCGGCCAACUAUUCACAAUGUAUUGCGCCAUCCUGCGUUCGCUUCGAAAAGAAAAUGGAUGAAAACCUGAAUAAAAAAAAUAAAUAAAGAGCAGAAAAACACGACCUACUCUAGUUAUUGUUAUCGGUGAACUUCUCAUAUAUAAAAUAUAUUCUGAGACAGCAGUAUUCUGUAAAAGUAUUGAUUUCCCCGUUCUGAAGAACUUUGUCGACUUGUCAAGACAGUGUCACUCGGUGUUUUAUUAAUAUUGAAUUGUAGUUAGAAUGUUCAUGCUAUUGUUGCAGACAAUCGCACAUUCGCAAUACAUUUGUUGACUCAAA
Styela clava is the source of this 1814-nucleotide messenger RNA. RefSeq lists its product as uncharacterized. Gene Ontology annotation, molecular function: ATP binding; protein kinase activity. NCBI's taxonomy places the organism in Eukaryota, Metazoa, Chordata, Ascidiacea, Stolidobranchia, Styelidae. Gene Ontology annotation, biological process: protein phosphorylation. The record is from RefSeq and is a predicted model, not a curated record.